AUGACCUCCACCCAUCUCCUUACCUUACGUCUCCUUUCCGCCGCUCCAAUCAACUUCCGCCACCCUGCGUCGCCUUCCGCUGCCCUACCGAUCCUUCCGCCACGAUCUCCGCCCAUCUCCCUACCUCACGUCUCCUUUCCGCCGCCCCUAGUCAGCUUCCGCCACCCCACAUCGCAUUCCGCUGCCCUACCUAUCCUUCCGCCCAUAUCCUUACCUUACGUCUCCUUUCCGCCACCCCUAGUCAACUUCCGCCGCCCUGCGUCGCCUUCCGCCGCCCUACCGAUCCUUCCGCCACGAUCUCCGCCCAUAUCCCUACCUCACAUCUCCUUUUCGCCGCCCUACGUCGCCUUCCACUGCCCUACCGAUCCUUCCGCCACGAUCUCCGCCCAUCUCCCUACCUCACGUCUCCUUUCCGCCGCCCCUAGUCAACUUCCGCCGCCUCAACUCGUCUUCCGCUGCCCUACCUAUCCUUCCGCCACGACUUCCGCCCAUCUCCUUACCCUACGACUCCUUUCCGCCGCCCAAGAGCACCUUCCGCCGCUCCACAUCUCCUUCCGCCGCCCCACAUCUCCUUCCGCCGCCCGAAACUAUCGAUACCAAUACCAUUAUGCCAGUUCCUGA
This is a messenger RNA of Macrosteles quadrilineatus (aster leafhopper), 621 nucleotides long. RefSeq lists its product as uncharacterized. NCBI's taxonomy places the organism in Eukaryota, Metazoa, Arthropoda, Insecta, Hemiptera, Cicadellidae. The coding region runs from base 1 to 621 and encodes 206 amino acids. The transcript has a single exon. The record is from RefSeq and is a predicted model, not a curated record.